This is a messenger RNA of Coprinopsis cinerea okayama7#130, 924 nucleotides long. RefSeq lists its product as hypothetical. The record is from RefSeq and is a predicted model, not a curated record. The coding region runs from base 1 to 924 and encodes 307 amino acids. The transcript is spliced from 14 exons. NCBI's taxonomy places the organism in Eukaryota, Fungi, Basidiomycota, Agaricomycetes, Agaricales, Psathyrellaceae.
AUGGAUAUUCUCUACCAGUUGGCGUCGUCGCAGUAUUAUAUGAGGUGCGCUGCAGUCACCGCCUGGGCCACAGUUGCAAGUACAACCCUCUUUUUCUGUGACUAUCUGUCGACGUUGGCAGAAGAAAUCUCGCUAAUAUGGCCGGGUCUGUUUGAAGGGCUCAGGUGUGGCAAGGUUCUGUUCCUCGUUUGCCGCUACACCGCCUUCAUUGAUAUGCCCGUCGCCACUGCUGGUCAUCUUCUUUUUGGGUAUUCGCCUCCCAUCGCUCUGUUCAGUUCUUCAGUCUCGUUCUUUGGCGUCCUUGCAUCGGAAGGAAUUGUUAUUCUGACCCUCUAUGCCCUCAUGGGUGCGAAGAAGAAGCACGCGACUCUUCUUUUGACACUAUUUACACCUCUAGCAAUUGGCGUCUUGGCAUUUGUAGUACUCGACUUCACAGGUUGGGAAGCCUUGACUAUCGACGAGACUAUGGGUGUCUCUCCCGGCACAGGCCCACGCUCUGUUAGCAUCAGAGGGAUGGAUGUCUGCUUUUGGAUCCUUCUCUUGGGCCAAUCUCUGGUCGUGGUCAUCGCAUUCUCCUCGGGGAUCCGCAGUUAUCGCCGUACCAAGUGCCCACUACUGGUUACCUUGUACAAGGAUGGGACGGUUUACUACGUUGUGUUGUUGGCGUUCAGCGCACUGAACGUGAUGGCUCCCUACAUCGUUUCGCCGUACUACACCAAUGUCUUCACACCACUUCAGAGGGUAGCACAUGCCAUCUUGGCCAAUCGCCUUAUCUUCAACGCGCGACGGUACAAAGAAGGACUGAGUAGUGGUGGGAUGGCAGGGUCGACUGGCUGGGAAUUCAAUGUCGAGUCGCGAUCUGAUCCUGUUGGGCGUGGUGGGGAAGGAGAUGAGGUACUUGAGUACUAUGCUUCCUCUGCAUGA